Molecule: messenger RNA, 1260 nt
Organism: Pediculus humanus corporis (human body louse)
Lineage: Eukaryota; Metazoa; Arthropoda; Insecta; Psocodea; Pediculidae
Product: Platelet-activating factor acetylhydrolase precursor, putative
Exons: 7
Coding region: 1-1260 (419 amino acids)
Molecular function (GO): 1-alkyl-2-acetylglycerophosphocholine esterase activity
Source: RefSeq, a predicted model, not a curated record
AUGAGUCCUCACGCUCCGGGAUGCGUUGACAUAAUGACAGAAUAUUCUAGAAAUGGUCUUUUUGCAAGAAUUUAUUAUCCGACAUCUUUAAAAGAUAUAAAUAAAUAUUCGUCUGCUUGGAUAUCGUGGCUCCCGCACAAACAAUACAUAAUUGGAUUUGCAUACGUACUUAACUUAUGGACAUUUUUAAUAAAAUUAUUAAUGAAAUUCGUCGCCGGAGACGUUAAAAUUCCAAUUAUAGAAAACGGUCCCGUCGAAACGGAAAUAAGGAAAUUUAAAACUGUUGUUUUUUCCCACGGUCUCGGAGCCACGAGAUUUUUUUACACCGGAAUUUGUUGCGAAUUAGCAUCGCAUGGCUACGUUGUGAUUGCUUUGGAACACAGAGACGAAAGUUCAAGCAUGACUUACUAUUACAAAUCCGAAGAAAAAUUAAAUAAAGACGAACGGACAUGGAUGAAAUUUAAAAGAGUUAAAGUUGGCACGCCUGAACAUCUCACAGAAAGAAGCCGACAAGUCGAACAACGUUCGAACGAAUGUAAAAGAGCUCUUACAAUUUUGGAAAAUUUAAAUUCCGGAAAUGAUAUUGGAAACAUACUCAAAUCCGAUUUUGAUUUAAAACAAUUCAAGAAUCGAUUGGAUUUCACAAAACCGAUCAUGAUGGGACAUUCUUUUGGCGGAGCAACAACUUUACUCACUUUGGGCACAGAUCCGAGAUUUAAAGUCGGAGUAAUAUUGGAUCCGUGGAUGUUUCCAAUAAAAUCUCAUAAAAAUUUAUCCGAAACCGUCACCCAGCCUCUCGUCAUUAUAAACAGUCAAACUUUUCACAUACCUACAAAUUUAAAAGAACUUGGUAAAUACACGAAUGGGGAUGAUAGGGAAACAUACACGAUAAAACACACGACACACGAAAAUCAAUCGGAUACCGCACACAUUAUCGGGUAUUGGUUAAACAUAUUUAUGAGAAAAAUAAAAAAAGUACUCGCAACGAGAAUAAAUAACGGUUUAAUAUUAAGAUUUUUAAAUAAACACGUCGUUUUUCAUUAUGCCGCAAGAGGUGAUCAAAUAUCCGUUUUGAAAUAUUUUUGGCCAUUUUUAAAAAACAAAACAAUACCGAAAACUUAUUUUUAUUCGACUCCAGCUCACGAUGCAUCAGUUUUUGGAAGUUUAAAAUCAUUACAAUGGCUAAUAAAAUACGACGAAUAUCAACUUUUGGCUAAGGAUAUUGACGGUUGCAACGUCCUUCACCUUUCAGCACGGUAA